Carcharodon carcharias (great white shark) is the source of this 1132-nucleotide messenger RNA. It is a transcript of the gene pop4, whose product is annotated as POP4 homolog, ribonuclease P/MRP subunit. Gene Ontology annotation, cellular component: ribonuclease P complex; ribonuclease MRP complex. The transcript has 8 exons. The record is from RefSeq and is a predicted model, not a curated record. NCBI's taxonomy places the organism in Eukaryota, Metazoa, Chordata, Chondrichthyes, Lamniformes, Lamnidae. Gene Ontology annotation, biological process: rRNA processing; tRNA 5'-leader removal. The coding region runs from base 7 to 804 and encodes 265 amino acids. Gene Ontology annotation, molecular function: ribonuclease P RNA binding.
GCCUUCAUGCUGUGGGAGUUAUCAGCGGUCGCGGUAAAAGUCAGGUUCGGUGGAUUGAGCGGCAGCACCGAGCUUCUGCUCCCUCCACAUCCGGGGUCAACUACCUUGGGUCAGGUGCGAGGGUUUCCAUCUGGUCUGGAGCAGACAUAUAUUGUUUACAGCGCAAUUUCUGCGAAAGAGACAGAUCACUUGGACAUCCAGCCCCAGGGAUCCAAACAGGCUGAAGCAUUUGUCAAUGCCUUUCUCAAGCACAGUUUACCACAGUUGGAUGCUGAGCAGAUUCAGAAACAUUUGGACAGAAAAGCUGUUAUUCUCGACCAUUUCUUAAAGAAGCGCAAGAAAGAGAAGAGGAGAAAAACAAAAUGCCUGUCUGCUAAAAAAAGACGAGAAUUGAGAAUAUUUGAGCUCAAACCUGAACAACAAAGAUAUGAAUUGUUUCUCCCUUUGCAUGAGUUGUGGAAGCAAUACAUUCGAGACUUGUGUAAUGGUUUGAAACCUGACAUGCAGACACAGAUGAUCCAGACUAAAUUACUGAAGGCAGAUUUUCACGGAGCCAUUGUGACGGUGGUGAAAUCCAAGUGUCCCUCCUAUGUAGGGGUCACAGGAAUUAUUCUACAGGAAAUGAAACACAUCUUCAAGAUUAUCACUGAGGAAAAUAAGCUUAAAGUUAUUCCCAAGCAAAACAGUGUCUUCAGUGUGGAAAUCGAUGGCUUUGUUUCCUAUAUCUACGGCAGCAAGUUUCAACUGAGAUCAAGUGAACGUUCUGCUAAGAAAUUUAAAGGGAAAGGAAGCAUAGACCUUUAAAUCCAGAGCGGUGCAGCUGAUGUCCAAUAGCAACUGCAGUCAUUGGUUUCUUGACACAGCUUCACUGGAAGAGAUGUGGCCCUGUAUGUUCAGUCCUAUCAGCGGAAGCAUGAAUCGAUUGUCUUGUCUGCUAGGAUUUUUUUAAGCUUGCAGCACAAUUCCCUAUCAGAUUCCUGCACUCAUUGCUGGGCAAUGAAAGGAUUUGUCACAACAUUCAGUAAACGUCUCAAAAUGUACAUUAUCUUUUUAGACAGUGAAUUACCACAUACUGAAAACAUUUUUUGUUUACGAAAUGUUUGGUUUCAUUAAAGUUCAUUAAAAUAUAAAA